CCCAAAAUUUCCCCAGAAUUCAUUGUUGACCUAAAUGACAACGUGGGAGACUACAGGGUAAAAUGAGCACAACAAGAAACAUUUUGCACAACACAGGAGUUACCCCUGUAAGUGUGACCCCAUGUUGAUUUCACCUGAUUCUGACUCUUCAGAAAUCAGUGGUUUACUGCUUGAGAAGCUCAGAAAAGCAGAAGUAUUGUCCCCAUUUGAGAAAUCCCACAGAUACUUGCCUAACACAAAAGACAACAUGGAUGUAAAAAAUGUAUUUAAAAUCCAGGAGAAGAUUUCCUGCCUCAGGGAUUUGUCAGAGCAUGGUGAUUGCCUAAUUAAUUUUAACAGUAUGGUGAGUGUCGCUGCUGGAAAAGCAGAGAAGUGCUGCAGCAGACAGAUGCAUUCCUGCCCUUCAAGUGCACUCCCUCAUCACACUGACAACUGUUGCCUUAGCACGGAAGACUCUGUAUCUGGCCAGUCUCUGGCUGACAUCCAGGCAUGUAAAAAGACUGGGCUCGGUAGACCUCUAACCAUGGGCACCCUGUUCAGUGAGCAGGCAGAUACUCCCAUAGUAAAUCACAGUUAUUUUGUGAAAGAUGAUUCUCAAAACUCUGCUGCUGUUCUGGAGAUUUAUGCAGACAAAAUUCCAAGUGUAAGUGAUGACUUUUCUGGUGAUGACCUAGAGUAUUUUCAGUGUUCAGAUGUGCUGACAGCGCAUGAAAAUGAAAUCUGGCAAAAGAAAUUACAGUUUUUAUUAGAAAGUGAUGAUGAAGAUGAUUUAAAACUGAGUAAGGAUUGUGAUGGGUGUGCUUACUUCCUCACUGAAAUGCCUUGUCUGUUCCAAGUGUCAGAUAACACUACGCCUAUGGAUACCACCAUUGGCUUCUGUGGUCAUCACUCAAAAUUCAAAGGAGUAAAUGUAAGGAGAGACCCCUCUACGUACAGCCAGUCAACUCUGCAGACAGAGAUGACUCUCACUGUUGGACACCACCAGGAUAAAAGUACCAGUCUGAGAGACAAAGAAAAGUACAAAGUGCUUGUUGCAUCUGCAGCCAUCGAAAAUGACCAUCCCAGAACCGAGGAAGAAAAUAAUGGAAGCAGCCACUCAGCUGCCGGUUUCUCAACUGACACAUCAAAGAACAAGGAUAAUCUGCAUGCCAAGGCAGACACCUCUACUCAUGGCAUAGGUGCUCCUUUGACAAAUCAGGCUUCAGAGACAAUGACAGAAAACAGCACGGACAAGGACUUGCUGGGUGAAAGCACGUUGCUGCUAGAGGAGGAGGGAAGAAAUUUGCCGGAGGAAAAUGCAAGGCAUGCCUACUGUACCUUAACGGAAAGUCUAAGAAGAAACCUUUUAAAGUUGUUAAACCCUAAAGAGCUUUGCAGAUAUGUAAGUAAUAUAGGACAAUCUUUUCAGAGUGCAGCAGAGGUUAAGGAAUCCAGUGCUCCUUUUCCCAGUCAGGAAGGUGUUGUUUCAGUACAAAUCCCCGAGGAGCCAGAAAGCCUGCAAAUGCAGGCUGGUUUGUGUCAUACAGAAGAGGCAGAGAAAGACUGUCAUUGGGAAAGGAAAAGGACUUGGGGCCUGUCUCAGCAAAAUCAGAUGCCAAGUGAAAAUGUCUCGCCCAGGAAUCAAGGUGCUAAUCUUAAAAUCUUUACCCAGAAUUGUGAGAGACUGUGUAUGGAGCCUGAAAUAGAAAAGAAAGACAUCUUCGUGACUUGUGAGAGUGCAGGAACCAUCCAUCCCACUUCAGAAAUGCUCUGUACUGAAAAGACAUUACAAGCAAAAAAUGAAAAGUCACAGAUCUAUUCUCAACACCAUGUGCCUUGUGAUAAGAGCGAAAGUUAUCACCAACAAGUCUUCUGUGAACAAGGUAUUAGUAAUGGCAACAAAGCAAAGAAUGAUGUUUCACCUUCUCCUUUAUGGGACACAGACUCUGUUCCUGAUAAACAAGAAUGUUUAUGUGCUGUUCUCUCUUCUGCGAAGCUAUGUGACGAGCCAAGGGAGGGAGAGCAGAGGUACAGUUUUGACUUGCAUGAUAGCAAUGGCGCAGAUACUCUCUGCAGUCUGUCAUGUGAUGAAUCUCUGUUUGAAGCUGAUCCCAAGUCAGUCCAGGAAUCUGGAGAACCUGGGUGCAAAGGAGAUGCUGGUAUAUCUGCAGUGCAUGACAAGCUGUGGAAACUUCUUCAUGAAGAUGACUCAGACUAUCAAAUCCCAUUUGAAAACCGGGGGAUCACAAGCCUAGAAAUCAGGCCAACAGAUACCAAAGUCACAGAAUUGAACUUUGUCCAGGAGACCUGUUCUGAUCAGCUUUUGCCAAUAAAUACGAUGAAAGAGGAGGAACCUAUUACACAGCCAGCUAGUGGACAAAAACCAGAAAAUUGCUGUGCCUCUAAUAUCCUAAUUAAAACAGAUGAAGUGUGUAGCAGUGCAUCAGUAGGAAACAUUUGUCUUCCACAAGUGGUAGAAACAGAUGGUAUAUGUCUAGAUUCUAGCACUGGAAAUAAAACGGAAGCACCAUCCAUUCAUGUUUCAGCAAAUAGUAUCAUCUUAAAUACAGGAGAGUGCUUGGAGCAGAACCCAAAUCAGAUGUUAACUGACAGUAAUGGAUCCAUUCAAACGACUGUGUCUUGGGAAGGAAAGCUUACCAUUAAUAAUGCUUCCCACACACGUGAGGCAGAUUGUCUGCAAAGACUGAAAAAUGCUCACAGUGGUGAUUUAGCACAUGACAAAGAAAACCCAGCUUACAUGUCAUAUAAGUCGCAUGGGACAAUUGGACAAUUACUUCAUGCUGAGCACAACGUCUCCUUGAUAAAUGAGUCUGUAACUGGUAAAGGGUGUCAUUUUAGAGACCCAGCAAGAAAAGAGCUGUCUUAUUUCCCCGAAGAGAAGGAUAUCUUCCCCAGUGAAAAUACCAAUCAGCUUACACGUGAAGAACAGUCUUCUGUUAUCACCAUACAUAAAAAUUCUGAAGAGAAUUUACAUGAAAAAGGAAAUCAAUCAGGCUUGAACAAACAAAACGACACUAAUUCUGACAGUUAUCAUCUUUCAAAAAAUACUGACUGUCAAGAUUUUCAAGUUGUUUCUAAUGCACAGAAAUACAGUUACGUCAUGCAAUUGCCUAAUUUAAUUAAGACUCCUGAAACCAUCACACAUAAGAAUCUAUCCCGAAAUGUAGAACGACUGACAGGAAAAGUAAAACAAGAAGUGGCAUUCACCGUCUCUUCUGGGGAUCCAUUUUUAAGAGAUUUUUAUGUAGAAGUGCCCAGAUAUGAACCAUGUAAAACAGGAGAACAGAGAGAGAUUUGCAUAGGUGAUGAACAAAGGGCUGAAACUUCCUGUGACUCAGGAGUUAGUCAUGUUUCAGAGAGUCAGACUGCACUUUCCCCUCAUAAUACAUCAGAACAACAUGUAUCUUUCGCAAACAGCACCUUCAAGUCUGAAGAGUUAAGAACUGAUUCUUCAAAAAAUCACACUUACGCACCUGGAAGUGUAACUUCAGUUAGUACCCUGCUGCUUAGAAAAGCUCAGAAUGAGUACCGCAGCGUAGCAGAUGAGGAUUAUAGAAAGAUCAGUAAUCAGUUAGGAAUCCAACAAUUGCCUGUAAAAGUAACAAAGCUGCCAUUCCUCACACCGGUAAGGCAGACGGAGGGCCUUCGUUCCAGAAUGUCAGCAGUGGAGUGUUCUGGCACAGGAAGUCAAGUAAAAACUCAGUCCACGCUAAAUGCAGUCAAAGUAGAUGAAAAGCUGGAAACUUUCUGCAAAACAUUGCAGGAUCAGUCCCAUAGGGUACCUGAAGAAAACAAGACGAAAGCAGUCUUUUCCGAAAAGAAACAGAUUCACAGAGCUGUUGAAUGUAACCCAGGUGAGGCUGAAACGAAGUCUCCUUUGCACGCUUCAGUUAGCUCCAGGGCUCGGGGAUGGUUCAUGAAUAUUGGCACUAAGCAGUCCUGUCCUGGCUUGAUCUCUUCCAGCAAGCUAACCCGGGUUGCUAAUUCAGUUAAGUCUACUGAGUGUGAUAAAGAUGGAGAAGUCAUGACAUCAGAGGGUGUAGUAAGUGGUUUAGUUAAUUUGCCACCAGCUGAUUCAGGGAACAACCAGUAUUUUCAAGAGCACCCACCCUGCAGCAGAACUCGGCCGUUCUCCUUGGCGUUGACCACGUAUGAUCCACUCUCAGUCAGUGCAGAAGGGCUAAGAAAUCAGGAAGGGUCAAAACCCUACCAGACGUCCCCAGCUGCUGCUGAGCCUGAGCCCAUCAGAUGUAAACAAGACAUAGCAAAGAGUGGGCAUCUAGCUGCUGGAGCUAAGAAGAAAUUGCCACCAGCAACACUGUCAAAAAAACCCCGACUAGAGGAGAGAGGAAAUAUCAGCAAGGAUCCUAGCUCUGUUAAAAAGUGUGUGAAGAGCGAGACAGGCAUGAUUCAUAAAGAAGAUAGAAAAGAGCAAAGGAAACUAAUUUUGAAAAAGGAUAGCAAAGCUCCCAAGCUGCUGAAGGAAAUCCAAGCAGAGUUGUUCCCUGACUGCUCUGGAAAUAUUAAGCUGUGCUGUCAGUUUGGUGACAUUCAUGGUGACUCCACCAUUACAUGGACUAAAGAUUCCAAGUUACUAGCUCGACUGCAGAGAAGUGCUCAGGAUGACUCUCCUGUCUCUUUGGCGAUAGCUAAAGCCAGUAACAAAGACCAGGGAAUGUACUAUUGCUGCUUGAAUAAUGCGUAUGGAAAGGUGACUGCUGAGUUUAAUCUGACUUCUGAAGUAUUGGAACAUCUUGCAAGUUUUCAGAAUUGUGAAGGUGUGGAAGAAAUUGAGUUCAUGCAGCUCAUGUUCAGAGAAGAUUUCAUAAGUGACAGCUAUUUUGGUGGAAACCUGCAUGGAAUAAUAGCUACAGAAGAGCUCCACUUUGGAGAAGGCAUGCACCGGAAAGCCUUCCGGAGUAAAGUGAUGCGAGGCCUCGUGCCGGUGUUCGGCCCCGGGCACCCCUGUGUUCUCAAGGUGCACAACGCUAUCACCUAUGGGACCAAGAGUAAGGACGAUCUUGUUCAGAAGAACUACAAACUAGCCUUGCAGGAAUGCUACGUCCAAAAUACUGCAAGAGAGUAUGCGAAGAUAUAUGCAGCUGAAGCUGAACCCUUGGAAGGCUUUGGGGAAGUACCAGAGAUCAUUCCUAUUUUUCUUGUUCAUCGCCCUGCUAAUAACAUCCCCUAUGCAACAGUGGAGGAAGAGCUGAUUGGGGAAUUUGUGAAGUACUCUGUCAAGGAUGGCAAGGAAGUAAAUUUCCUGCGAAGAGACUCAGAGGCUGGCCAGAAGUGUUGCACCUUCCAGCACUGGGUGUAUGAGAAGACCAACGGGAGCUUGCUUGUCACUGAUCUGCAAGGUGUAGGAAUGAAGUUAACUGACGUUGGCAUAGCAACACUGGCCAAAGGAUACAGAGGUUUUAAAGGCAACUGCUCGAUUUCCUUCAUUGAGCAGUUCAGAGCCCUGCAUCAGUGCAAUAAGUACUGUGAGAUGCUGGGGCUGAAAUCUCUGCGAACCACUCAUCAAAAACAGAGGAAAGCAACAUCCAUGAAAAGCAAAAAUCUACCAAACUCAUCAACUGUAAAGAAAACGGUGCCCAAGAAAGCAAGAGAACCUAGAGACUUCAUUUCUUCGGAGCACUGAGUGGCACUGUCCCAUCUUGUGGAAACUCCUCUGGAGGAUGUGUAGCAGUGACAGGCACCAGUGACCUGGUGGGGAAUGACUUGAGCCUUUUGCCUUGUGACAUUAUUUUGGAGUCAUCUUGAUGCUGAUGCCAGCAGCAAAGGAAGGAGCUGAUUCUGUGGUCUUGGUACCUGACAUUUAACACCAGGGCAAGGUUCUGAAGACAAACUAAGUCAUCUGCCCGGAUUAUCUUACAACCCUUCUAUAUAUUGGUAUCCGCACAUUUUGAGUCUUGGACAUUGAGCAUGCCGCAGGUCACUGGAGAACAUCUUCCCUUCUAUGUGCUGUGACCCUGUGGGUUCAGCUGAUACAUAAACAAUAUAUUUAAGAUGCCACUUAGUAAAAGUUUUGCACACUAUUGUUGCUCAGGCUGCUAUAGAAAAAUUGUUUUCUUUCACAGAUUUUUGCAUAUUGUAAUCCUACUAUAAUCCUGUUGUAUUUUUUUCUCCCACUUACAUGUCUUUUAAUACAAGACAAAGCCAUUCAUGAUCGGACAUAUCUGUUUUCUGCCCCCCCCUUAACUAGUAUCUUUAAGGUCCUCACAAAGUGAUAUCAGCUUAAAGAUGGAGAACUUUUGUGAUUCUUCACAGAAUUCCUUGCUUUCUGUGCAAGCUUUCCUGAAUCUGUGGUUAACCGCAUGGCACAG
This is a messenger RNA of Athene cunicularia (burrowing owl), 6329 nucleotides long. RefSeq names its product alpha kinase 2 (gene ALPK2). The transcript is spliced from 10 exons. The record is from RefSeq and is a predicted model, not a curated record. Gene Ontology annotation, biological process: protein phosphorylation. Bases 122 to 5644 code for a protein of 1840 amino acids. Gene Ontology annotation, molecular function: ATP binding; protein serine/threonine kinase activity. Lineage: Eukaryota; Metazoa; Chordata; Aves; Strigiformes; Strigidae.